AUGAGGCCAGAGAACCUUUUACUACUGCGCCACUGUAGCGAGAAGUGCAAUGUGGGUUGUCCCGUACUGGAUCGUUGCCUCAACGGUGGCGUUCCCUGCCACUCCAUCACGGAGUUUGUUGGCGAGAGCGGUUCCGGCAAGGCGCAGCUCUGCCUCCAAUUCGCCCUCUCCGCCCAACUCCCCUCCUCCCACGGCGGCCUCUCCACCUCCUCCAUAUUCAUCCACACCGAGUUCCACUUCUCCUUCCGCCACCUCCACCAACUCUCAGGCGCCUUCCGAACGUCGCCACCCGACCUUCCCGACCCCUACGACAGCGUCUUUGUACGCGUCGUCCACUCUGCGGAUGAGCUCCUACACUUAAUUCCAACCAUCGAGACAUUGUGUACUCUCGAUCUCGGUGGCGGCCGAUGCGAAUCGUCGUUAUCGAUUCCAUCGCGGCUCUCUUCCGCUUCGAUUUCAAGAACAUCGGAUCGGACCUCCAGUGCAGGUUGUCGUUGUUCUUCGGAAUCUCUGUGA
Vigna radiata var. radiata (mung bean) is the source of this 516-nucleotide messenger RNA. RefSeq names its product DNA repair protein XRCC3 homolog. Gene Ontology annotation, cellular component: replication fork; Rad51C-XRCC3 complex. NCBI's taxonomy places the organism in Eukaryota, Viridiplantae, Streptophyta, Magnoliopsida, Fabales, Fabaceae. The transcript has a single exon. Gene Ontology annotation, biological process: telomere maintenance via recombination; resolution of mitotic recombination intermediates; t-circle formation. Gene Ontology annotation, molecular function: ATP-dependent DNA damage sensor activity; ATP binding; four-way junction DNA binding. The coding region runs from base 1 to 516 and encodes 171 amino acids. The record is from RefSeq and is a predicted model, not a curated record.